AUGUCGCAGAAUAUUCUGCUGGACUCCAACAUCCGCGACUGGGUGCUUUUCCCCCUCAUCGCCAUCGUCAUUUUUGUUGGAAUGUUGCGCCACUACGCCGGCCUGCUGAUGAAGUCACACCCGAAGCCCAAGAUGGAAAAAAUGUGCUGCGUUAAUAUAGCGAACUACGGCAAGUUGCUUCUGGUGGAGGGGAAAAAACUUUCACCGGAAGCAUUUAGCCGGCGCGCAGAAGCGAUGCGACAAGGUCCACUGCAGAAGAAGGUUGAGGUGGACCCCAUUGAGAUGAUGAACGAUCCCUCCAUGAUGGGAGAAAUGAUGAAAAACAAUAUUCUCAUGAUGGUGCCAAACAUGGGCAUGAUGAUGCUGGUCUCUUACUUCUUUUCCGGCUUUGUUGUGGCCAAAUUUCCAUUUGGACUUGCUUCACGGUUUCGUGGCAUGAUGCAAAGCGGAGUAGACAUUAGCGAUCUUGAUUGCAAUUACGUCACUUCACUCAGCAUGUACUUUCUGAUCAUGUUUGGCUCUAACGGCCUUCUUCAAUUGUUGCUUGGCGCGGAUGCUGGCGGCAGCGACCAGGCGAUGCUGAUGUCACAAAUGAAUGGUGGCGGCCCACAGCAACCGGUGGACUACGGGAAGGUGUUCAAGUCCCUUGCGGAGGAGCUGGAGUUUGCGCAGGGCGGACAUAAGUGGAUGUACGAGAACGCUCCCGAGAUGCUUUUGAAAGGAAAAUAA
Trypanosoma cruzi is the source of this 729-nucleotide messenger RNA. RefSeq lists its product as uncharacterized. Gene Ontology annotation, biological process: protein folding in endoplasmic reticulum. Bases 1 to 729 code for a protein of 242 amino acids. The record is from RefSeq and is a predicted model, not a curated record. Gene Ontology annotation, cellular component: EMC complex; membrane. NCBI's taxonomy places the organism in Eukaryota, Euglenozoa, Kinetoplastea, Trypanosomatida, Trypanosomatidae. The transcript has a single exon.